GAAAGCAGUUGUCGCUGUGGUCCAAAUUGUGAGCAGCUCCUGCAUUCUGUUAGAUUCUCACGGCUUUGGACGUACUUAGGUUCACGGCGAUGGAAAGGUUGCAACUGCAUAAAGCGCUCUAACUCGAGUCUUUUAUGUCGAACCAAGACGUGCGAGUGUUUUCUUGCCCAUCGUGAAUGUGACCCGGAGAUGUGUCGCAAGUGUCGAUCCAAGUGGGCAAAUCACCUUCGUGCCGUGCUACUUUGAAUAUUGUUCACAGAGGCUAGUUGACAGUCAAACUCAUGACGCCGGUCUAAAGCAUGAGCAGAUUGUGAUACCCGGACAUGCCGCAACGCAGAUAUCCAAAAGGGGCUGUGGAAGAAAACCAAAGUUGCCAGAGGGAGCUUUGGAUUAGGUCUCUUCAUGGAGGAACCGGCUCUCAGUGGCGAUUUGAUCAUCGGUAUGCGCUCUGUUCUGUUUGUCUGCGUUCUGAAGAAGCCUUUGCAGAAUAUCUUGGUCAAAUCAUCCACGAUUUGACUGUGGAUUCACGAGAUCCUAUUGCAAUCCAUCGACAUCGGAACUAUGUGUUCCAACUGAACAAAACACUUUCUAUUGAUGGGACUUACGCAGGGAAUAACUCGCGUUACAUCAAUCAUGACCAGCGUAAACCUAACUGUGAAGCGAGAAUUCUUCUGGUCAAUGGCGAACAUCGCAUUGGCAUUUUUGCAACACGCUCUCUUUGGGCCAAAGAAGAGGUGUUAUUUAAUUAUGGGCCGGCGUUCUUCCAAGAGAAUGAAUUGCCGAAGAGCUAG
This is a messenger RNA of Mycena indigotica, 791 nucleotides long. RefSeq names its product Pre-mRNA splicing factor. Gene Ontology annotation, molecular function: histone methyltransferase activity; protein binding. Lineage: Eukaryota; Fungi; Basidiomycota; Agaricomycetes; Agaricales; Mycenaceae. Gene Ontology annotation, biological process: chromatin remodeling. The record is from RefSeq and is a predicted model, not a curated record. The transcript is spliced from 5 exons. Bases 324 to 791 code for a protein of 155 amino acids.